AUGUCUAGCACCCCCGCGAAAUUUAAGUUGCUAGAUGGCAUCGACGAGUUACGAGCGAUUGGAGUGGGCAGUCUCGUGGAACUUCCUCAGCUGGUGAGUUCCAUCCUUGAAGCUAUCUCCAAAGUUAAAUUCCCAGCGAAAAGCAACAUCUGUACGAGAUUCGCGACCGAAGUCAUCCUGCGCCGGAGCCCAACACCCACAAUUAAGACCUCCAUUGAAUCGGGGCCAUCGCGUAAGGAUGCACGAGAACGAGCAAUUCUGCAGGCGUUCGCACGGGAGCUGUCCCCAGCCGAUCAUGACUUACCAACUGUCAUCGAGAUGGCCAAAGCCCAUAUGGGCGUAAAUAAAACAGCCCAUUCUAGAUUUAGUGAUUAUGUUCUCAAGGUCGAGAUUCUGGGACCUGAUCAGCCGGAAUUGACCUUGGUGGACUUGCCUGGCCUUUAUUACUCUGUGAGCCAGGACCAAAGCUUGCAAGGAAUCAGGGUUGUUCGAACCUUGACCGAGAAGUAUAUGAAGAAUAGAAGAAGCAUCAUUCUUGCGGUCAUCAGCGCAAAGGCCGACUGCCAUCUCCAGGAGGUUCUGAACAUCGCUGAACGGUUUGAUUCAAAGCGGGAGCGCACGCUCGGGAUCAUCACGCAACCGGAUACUCUUGAACCCGACUCGGAGGAGGAGAAGACGUAUCCCCAUUUUGUCUCUAAUGAAAAGAUUCAAUUGCAGUUAGGAUGGCACAUCUUGCGCAAUCGCUCCUUUGAACCACUGGACAUCCCGGAUGACGCCCGCAAUGCAAGAGAGAAGGGAUUAUCAACCAAGGCCGAUGUGUCGGAAUCGAGAGUCUCCGGCGGCGCCUCAGCAGUAUUUUGUUCAUCCAAAUUCGUCGUAACCUCCCCGGGCUCUUAG
Aspergillus vadensis CBS 113365 is the source of this 897-nucleotide messenger RNA. RefSeq names its product dynamin family protein. The record is from RefSeq and is a predicted model, not a curated record. Gene Ontology annotation, molecular function: GTP binding; microtubule binding; GTPase activity. Lineage: Eukaryota; Fungi; Ascomycota; Eurotiomycetes; Eurotiales; Aspergillaceae. The transcript is spliced from 4 exons. The coding region runs from base 1 to 897 and encodes 298 amino acids. Gene Ontology annotation, cellular component: membrane; cytoplasm; microtubule.